AUCCUGCAGCAGUUAGCAGUAGGCUAGGUGAGCAGGAAUGGCGGCGGUACCGGUUCAGUCUCUCCGGGUCGCGGAUAUUAAAGACCCGGCCGAGCUGUUUGAGCGCUACAGUGCGGAGGAGAUCCGCCUGGUGGAGAGGAAAGUGCGAGAGCAGAUCGAGCAGAAGAAAGAGGAGCUGCGCUACAUGGUGGGGGAGAGAUACCGAGACCUGAUCGAGGCCGCCGACACCAUCGGAGAAAUGCGGGGGUGUUCGGAGAAAGUGGUACAGUCCGUCCGGGACAUGCAGAACUACUGUAGUAAACUCAAAGAGACCAAAAACACCGCGCUCGUGAAUGCUGCACAGACAGAGAAACAGUCUCAGGAGAAGUUCUACACCAUGGCGGCUCAGAUCAGGCUCCUGCUGGAGAUGCCCGAGCGGAUGUGGAGCGCUCUGGAAGGAUCUCAGUACCUGCAGGCCACUCAGCUCUACCUGCUCUGUGCUCACCUGCACCGCCUGCUGCACCUGGACACGCCCGCCGCCUCCUACAGCCCCGUACUGAGCAGGUUCCCCAUCCUCAUCCAGCAGGUCGCUGCCGCCGGACACUUCAGAUCCACCAUCCUGAUGGACAGCAGGUCGGUGCUGCGCGGCAGAGCCGUAUCAGAUCAGGCUAUAGCAGAAGCUCUGGUGUCCACCAUGCUGCUGGAGGGCAGCUCACCACGCCAAGCUCUCGCCGACUUCCUGCUGGCAAGAACAGCGUCCAUCCAGCAACUGCUCAAGCAGCCUCAGCAUGGUUCGGGGAUUAAAGCUCAGGUCUGCUCUCUGGUGGAGUUACUGGUCACCACGCUGUACCAAGCUCACGCCGUCUUCUACCUGCCUCCUGAGGGACGCUCCACAGAACCUGGACCUGGACACGGGCUGCUCUUCAGCACGCUGGAGAACGUCACGUCAGGUAAGGGCAGGACGGUGCUGCAGGGUGAGGAGGCGAGUGCAGGAACCUGGUUUAGAUAUCUUCCUCCGUCAGUGGUGGAGUUCCAGCCCACCCUGCGUACGCUGGCACAGCCCAUCCAGAGGGAACAUCUGAGAGAGACCCUGCAGAGCUGGAUCCACACCUGUGAGGAGGACAUGAGGAGCGGUGUGAGCUCUCUCCUGGUGUACGUGAGGAGUGUGAAAGCUUUGGCCUCCAUCAGAGACGCCGUGUUUGAUCUCCUGAGCAGCGACUCCAUCAGUCAGUACUGGAGCUCCGUCUGUCAGAACCUGCUGGAGAAACACCUGAACCUGUGGAAGCACCUGCUGCACCCACUGUUCCACCAGCGCUUACAGGUGAUGACUCAGGAGGGCAUGGAUCAAAUCUCCAGCAGCUGUAAGCAGCUCUUAUCCUCCACACUGAGGGAUCUGGAGGGCGAGACGGCGAGCCGCGGCUCCAGGUUCGAGGGCGACGUUUCGGCGUUCCUGUGGAGCGAGUCUCAGUCCGACCUGCCAGCCGACGCCGCCUGGGUGGGCGUGUCCCAGCGUGGGCCACGCCCGGAGAGCGGCCUGUCCAUGAAGACCCACGCCCUCACGCCACGUGUCCAGGCCUUCUGCGCCGCCCUCGACUCCAGACUCAAAGCCCAGCUGGAGGACCUGGGUCACUUCCUGCCCCCGGACGCGCCCGCCCCCAGCUCGAGCCACCACACAGACGGGGCGGCGGUGGAGGCGGCGCUGAGCGAGCGCUGCCACGCCUGCAUUACGGACAUCCUGGCCGGCUUCCGCGCCGAGCUGGCGUCCUCGGGUCACACAGGCUCGGUGCUGUUUCUCGCCAGGCUGUGCCAGUCUGCGCCCGAGCUCUGCCCCAGUCUGAAGCGCUGCAUUCUGGGACGCCAGGGCGAGGCCAGGAAUGCGGGGAGCCCACGCACGCAGAGCAGGAAGCCACAGAAAGGGGGCGCGGGUAAAGGGGUGGAGCUCAGCCCCGCCCAGGUGGCGUGGGGCCGACUGAAGGAGGAGCUGCUCGCCUGCAGCACGGAGGCGUACAGGAUCUGGAGCGCCGGCGUCACCCAGGCACUGGUGAGCAGUUUCGGGAGUUCCCUGCGUGCCGACACGCCCGGUUCGGUGCUUGUCACCGCCACACAGUGGGACGAGCUGGAAAUCCAGGAGGAGGCGGAGUCAGGAAAUACGGUCACGUCUAAAAUACGUUUACCUGUGCAGCCGUCGUGGUACGUUCAGUCCCUGCUCUUCCGCCUGUGUUUGGAGGUGAACAAGGUCGGAGGUCACGCCGUACCCAGGGUCACCCUAACCGAGCUGCUCCGAUCGGUCCUGGAUCAGGUGGUGGUGGAGUAUGACGGGCUCACUGAGCAUGCUCAGAAAAGGGAGACGGCGCCCCCUGUCACUCAGAACCGAGCACUGCAGCUGCUGUUCGAUGUUCGGUACCUGAGUGCCGCUCUGAGCGCCAGGUCAGAGGAGAAGAGCUCACGCCCGCACCUGCAACCCAGGAUCCAGCGGAUCUGUGAUGAUCUGGAGAGCUAUGUAGAUCCCUUUGAUCUGGACGUUUUCACACCUCACCUGAACGCCAACCUGAACCGGCUCACUCAGAGAACCUCGGUGCUGCUGGGGCUCCUGACGGGCGUGGAGAAGAACUUCAGCUCCAGGAGCAGCAGUGUGAGCUCACAGGAACCCUACAACAUCCUACCACUGUCCAGCAGUCAGAUCAGGUUCGGGCUGCUGCCGCUCAGCAUGACCAGUUCCCGAAAAACCAAAUCAUCUUCAUCUUCAUCAUCAUCUGGAGUUCUGGCGGCUCCUUCAUCCAAUCCAGUCGCAGAGAACACCUUCCAACCAGGAAACCGCUUCAGACAGUUAGCCAAUCAGGAGGAAGAACCGGCUGGCCCCUCCCUCUUUAAACUAGGCUGGCUCUCCGGAAUGGCCAAAUAAUUAAUUUUAUUUUAACUGUAUAAAAAUCUGUAUUAAAUAAUUUAUGAUGCUGUGAGAAAUGCUACUCUCUGAUUGGCUAGCAUUUCUCAUAACACUACAGCGCUCUGGUCCAUCCCUAAACUGAUUACAUGUUCCUAAAUAAAUGUUAUCUUUCAUUUUCUCACA
Molecule: messenger RNA, 3046 nt
Organism: Trichomycterus rosablanca
Lineage: Eukaryota; Metazoa; Chordata; Actinopteri; Siluriformes; Trichomycteridae
Gene: cog1
Product: component of oligomeric golgi complex 1
Exons: 14
Coding region: 38-2881 (947 amino acids)
Biological process (GO): intra-Golgi vesicle-mediated transport
Cellular component (GO): Golgi apparatus; COG complex
Source: RefSeq, a predicted model, not a curated record